Molecule: messenger RNA, 551 nt
Organism: Mycena citricolor
Lineage: Eukaryota; Fungi; Basidiomycota; Agaricomycetes; Agaricales; Mycenaceae
Source: the annotation of a GenBank genome assembly
GGAUAAACCGUCAGUGGCUACCACAAGAUGCGCUUUGCAACCUCCUUCCAGCUCAUUGCUCUUGUCGGCGCCUUUGUCUCCGCCUCCCCCGUGGAGAAAGACUGCAAGUACGCUGUUGGCUGGAACGGAAGCGUCCUCGACUCUGCGGCCAUCGGGACUCCCCUCGAAAACGUCGAGCGCUCGUCGCUCCAGGCUCGCACUCCGGGAGGCGUCUACAUCUGCACCGAUAUCAACUGGGGUGGGCAGUGCGGCUACGCCGUGCAGCAACUCGGCGCGUGCAUCGCGCUCACGGCGCCGUGGUACAACACCAUCUCGAGCUUUGGACCCGAUGCCGGCGCCACUUGCUUCGCGUAUAGCCAGAACAGCUGCAGCGAGGCCCAGUGGACCUUCAGAAGCCCUGGAGACGCGACUGGUGGACUGGGGACCAGUAGCCCUUGGAACGAUCGGAUCACCAACUUCAAGUGUGUGUAGAUAUAUACAAUGUAUAAGCUUUAAAGUAACAAGCUCUCGGGAAAGAAAUGUAAUCAGAUAUCACUGUCUCAUCUACGCAA